Protopolystoma xenopodis is the source of this 531-nucleotide messenger RNA. The record is from the annotation of a GenBank genome assembly. Lineage: Eukaryota; Metazoa; Platyhelminthes; Monogenea; Polystomatidea; Polystomatidae.
AUGGCUCAAGCCAGACAGGAAUUCAUUCGCCAAGCCGAAGAAUUAGAAGCACGAGCUGCUAAGGAAAUGAGCCUUUUAAGAAAAAAGAUGGACACUAGUAGACGCGUUGAUGUACAUGCAACCGAAGAACGUAAAAAUUUGCAUAUACAGAGUCUGGAAGCCAAUCAUGAAAAGGCUUUUGCUGACAUGAAAAGUUAUUAUAAUGAUAUAACUAUUGGUAAUGUCAAUGUAAUAAAGACUUUGCGUGACAAUAUCGAAGAACUUCGUAGCAAUCUAACACGUGUUCAACGUCUUCUUGACGAGUCGCAUUCCGAAGAAAUGCGCAAAACACAAGCCUUAUCUGCUGCUGAAAAUGAAAUGGCACAGCUGCGAAAGAUCUCAAAAAUGUAUGAAAGUGAAAAAUCAGCGCAUAAAACAACUCAAGAUUCAAAAAGCCGAUUAAUGGCAGAGGUUCGUGGAUUGAAGCUAAAUCUUGAUAUUCUUCAGGCCAAAUACAGUGAGGUGAGACCUAUAGAUCACCAAGAUCUUUGA